Molecule: messenger RNA, 4069 nt
Organism: Miniopterus natalensis
Lineage: Eukaryota; Metazoa; Chordata; Mammalia; Chiroptera; Miniopteridae
Gene: TMTC4
Product: transmembrane O-mannosyltransferase targeting cadherins 4
Biological process (GO): protein O-linked glycosylation via mannose; endoplasmic reticulum unfolded protein response
Cellular component (GO): endoplasmic reticulum
Molecular function (GO): protein binding; mannosyltransferase activity
Source: RefSeq, a predicted model, not a curated record
AGUGUAUAUUUUUAACUUGACUCUUUUACAGAUAUUGAAGGUCACAGAAUAACUUCCCCUUCUCUUUCAGAUACAGCUCAGCCCUUUCUGGAAUGAGAUAUUAUCCCAAACCACUCAGUCUGCAACAUUCUCUCCUUCCUCUCUCUGUCAUCUCUGUGAGCCAUUAACCUGACCAUCAGUGUGCCCCUCUUCGUUAUCUCUAUUAAAACCUCUCUCCUGGAUUUUCAUCCAACUGGCAUGAGUGUCUUGAGUUCUUAGAAUUAUAGUCAUGUUUCAUCACACACACACACACACACACACACCCUUAUACAAUGUGGUAAGACAGAACAAAUGAAUAUUUCUUGAUUGGAUGCAGUAAGAUUGUAACUUUUAUUUUAACUUUGUAAACUGGUUCCAAGACUAUAAAAAGUGAUUUCCGUUAUGGGGUUGACAAAUAUAGGAGUCCAUUAAAUCAGUGUUUCUCAUGGACAAUCCAGCAUCAGAAACCCAAGGGUUUCUGGUUUGGUGGGCUGCAGUUGGGCCCAGGAGAAUCCGUAUGUGUCCUGGGUGACUUUCUGCCCACUAGAGUUUGAAAACCACAGCUUAAAGUUUUUAAUGAGUGCACCCUGUGAAAUCAAAGCAUACAUGACUGUCUAACAUUCGCUCAAGGCAAAUAUGUCCAGUGCAGAAACAUCCUAACAGUGCACCGAUGAAUAAUUAUAUCAUGUUAUUUUUUCUUGCAGAUUUCUAACCAGCAUAAUGCUGGAGCCAGAGGCUGACAGCCUGCAGUUUUCAUCAUGGCCGAAUUGGAGGCCGAUUUGGAUCACAUCAUUCCAUCUUCGGUUCCUCCUUUUUGGGCUAAGUUAGUAGUGGGGUUUGUGUCCCUCGUGUGUUUUGCACGUAGCUAUGAUGGAGAUUUUGUCUUUGAUGACUCUGAAGCUAUUGUUAACAAUAAGGACCUCCGAGCAGAAACACCCCUUGGGGACCUGUGGCAUCAUGACUUCUGGGGCAGUAGGCUGAGCAGCAACACCAGCCACAAGUCCUACCGACCUCUCACCGUCCUGACUUUCAGGAUUAACUACUAUUUGUCCGGAGGCUUCCACCCGAUGAGUUUCCACGUGGUCAAUAUCCUCCUGCACAGUGGCAUCUCUGUCCUCAUGGUGGAUGUCUUCUCGGUGCUCUUUGGUGGCCUGCAGUACAGCAGUAAAGGCCGGAGGUUAAACCUGGCCCCCAGAUCGUCCCUGCUGGCUGCCCUGCUGUUUGCUGUGCAUCCAGUGCACACCGAGUGUGUUGCUGGUGUUGUUGGGCGUGCAGACCUCCUGGGUGCCCUGUUCUUUCUGCUAUCCUUCCUGGGCUACUGUAAAGCAUUUAGAGAAAGUAACAAGGAAGGAACACAUUCUACAUUCUGGGUGUUGCUGAGUAUCCUUCUGGGAGCUGUGGCCAUGCUGUGCAAAGAGCAAGGGAUCACUGUGCUGGGUUUAAAUGCAGUCUUUGACAUCUUGGUGAUAGGCAAAUUAAAUGUUCUGGAAAUUGUCCAGAAGGUACUACAUAAGGACAAGUCAUUAGAGAACAUUGCUGUGCUCAGAAAUGGGGGCCUCCUCUUUAGAAUGACCCUCCUGGCCUUGGGGGGAGCAGGGGUGCUGUACGUGCGCUGGAAAAUCAUGGGCACCGGCCCGCCGCCAUUCACCGAGGUGGACAACCCCGCCUCCUUUGCCGACAGCAUGUUGGUCAGGGCCAUAAACUAUAAUUACUACUAUUCAUUGAAUGCCUGGCUGCUGCUGUGCCCCUGGUGGCUGUGUUUUGAUUGGUCAAUGGGCUGCAUCCCCCUCAUUAAGUCCGUUGGUGACUGGAGGGUAAUUGCACUUGCAGCACUCUGGUUCUGCCUAAUUGGCCUAAUAUGCCAAGCCCUCUGCUCUGAAGACAGUCACAGGAGAAGGAUCCUUACGCUGGGCCUGGGAUUCUUCAUUAUCCCAUUUCUUCCUGCAAGUAAUUUGUUCUUCCGAGUGGGCUUUGUGGUGGCCGAGAGAGUCCUCUACCUCCCCAGCGCUGGGUACUGCAUGCUGCUGACGUUCGGAUUUGGAGCUCUCAGUAGACACGUGAAGAGAAAGAAACUAAUCGCCGCUCUGGUACUGGGAAUCCUGUUCAUAAACACUCUGAGAUGCAUAAUUCGCAGCGGCGAGUGGCGGAGUGAAGAACAGCUUUUUAGAAGCGCCCUGUCUGUGUGCCCUCUCAAUGCUAAGGUUCACUACAAUGUUGGCAAAAACCUGGCUGAUAAAGGCAACCAAACAGCUGCCAUCAGAUAUUACCGGGAAGCUGUGAGAUUAAAUCCCAAGUAUGUUCAUGCCAUGAAUAAUCUUGGAAAUAUUUUAAAAGAAAGGAAUGAGCUACAGGAAGCAGAGGAGCUGCUGUCUUUGGCUGUACAAAUUCAGCCAGACUUUGCUGCGGCGUGGAUGAAUUUAGGCAUAGUGCAGAACAGCCUGAAACGGUUCGAAGCUGCCGAGCAGAGUUACCGGACAGCAAUCAAACACAGGAGGAAAUACCCAGACUGUUACUACAACCUCGGGCGUUUGUAUGCAGAUCUAAAUCGUCAUGUGGAUGCAUUGAAUGCGUGGAGAAAUGCUACUGUGCUGAAGCCAGAGCACAGCCUGGCUUGGAACAACAUGAUCAUACUCCUUGAUAACACAGGUAAUUUAGCCCAAGCUGAAGCAGUUGGAAGAGAGGCACUGGAAUUAAUACCUAAUGAUCACUCUCUGAUGUUCUCGUUGGCAAAUGUGCUGGGAAAGUCCCAGAAAUACAAGGAAUCUGAAGCGUUAUUCCUCAAAGCAAUUAAAGCUCAUCCAAAUACUGCAAGUUACCAUGGCAAUUUGGCUGUGCUUUAUCAUCGUUGGGGACACCUAGACUUGGCCAAAAAACACUAUGAAAUCUCUCUGCAUCUUGACCCCACUGCGCCAGGAACGAAGGAGAAUUAUGGUCUCCUAAGACGAAAGCUGGAACAAAUGCAAAAGAAAGACGUCUGAUCCUUCCGGUUUUUGUGCCUGUGUAUGCAUGAGGCAUAUCACCAAUGUUAUGUGGUUAUGUUUAAACAUUUAAAAGUCUUACAUGUUUAUUUUAUUCUGUUUUUUUUCCUAUGAAAACAAAGACAUGCAAAAAGAUUACAGCACCAGCAAUAUACUCUUGAAUGCGUGAUGUGGUUUUUGCAUUGAAGUUGUAUUUUUUCAGACCACUCAAGUAUAAAUUCCAAAAUUCCCAGAAUAAGAAGUCUUUUUUAAUUAAAAAGAAAAAGAAAAAAAUUAUCUCGAGCAACUUACAGUAGAAUUAACCCUGCAUUUGGGAUGUGAGCCGUGCUGUGUAGACUAGCACUAUUAAACAUCAACUGUGAACAAGAAAUGAUAAACUGACUCCUACGAUUUAUAUAAAUUUUGAAUGUGUCUGUAUAUUAGAUUUUUUAUUUAAUGACAACAAAGAGUAAGUUAAGAUUUUUGGUUUUUCUAAAUCUUUUUUUAAAUAAUAGACUGUGAACUUCAUUUGUAAGGAAAUAUAUUUAUUUGUAUUUUUAUGUUUGGAACAGGGGAAAUAAUUGAAUGAAGAAUGGAAAUGUUAACAUCUAGUAUAUUUAUAUACUUUUCCCCCAUAGGAAGAAGUUCACUCCUGCAAUAUUGUUUGGAUUCUCCAACUUAUGUAGUUUCAUAACAUAGAAAAUUAUGUCACUUUCUACGUGAAUUGUUACUAUUAAUAGAAAAUGCAAGCUAUGUUUAGGCAAAAGCAAGCAGCCUCAUGUCUUUAUUUGUUAUAUCCAGUAUUGAGAGGGCUACACAUCUAUGAAAGUUGCUUUUUAGUGCUUUUAACUGUAAAGCAGUUUACCAUCUGGCUUAAUGGAACCAGUCAUCACUAUAUCCAGAAAAUGCAAGACGUAUAUUUUCUCUCAAAAGAAACCACAUUUGGGGAGUUUGUGUAUUUUUAAGAAUUGGAUUAUUUUUUCUACUUAUUUGAUCAGAAUCAUCAUGUUUCAUUCUUCUAUAUACGUUGUUGACCUAAUGAUUUAUGCAAUCUCUAUGAUUUCUUAUGCAGUAAAAUUCUAUAUAAACCGAUA